AAAUAUUAAAAAAAAAAAUCGUAAAUCAAAAGUCUAAAAUCAAAAAAAGAAAAUAUUAAAAAUCGUAACGAAAUUAAUUUCUAGUUAAAAGAAACGAAAUCAACAUUCCUUAGUGAAAAUUUACAACAUUGCACUGCAAAUAAAAUUAAGCAAUCGAAAUUAAAGUUCAAUCAAAAAUAUAAUCAAACGAAAGCAUUUAAUUGAGAAAAAUUAGCAAAUAACAAUCUUCCAAAACAAAAACCAUGACGAAAGCAACAACAAAGAAAAAGCGUUUAAAAAGCAUUCGAAACGCGUGCGCACAAUACAGAGAAGUGAGUUGACAAAUUACUGGACACCCUCCCGGUGUGCCAAGAUUUCAAUAGAUCUAUGUGCAGUCGGUUAAAUUGUAGAUUCGUUCAUUUAACUGAAGAUGACAAGGUUGAAGUAUGUGAUCAACGUGUGGCUGUGUGUCGCGAUCACGCCAACGGCCAAUGCAGACGUAAACAAUGUAAAUAUUAUCAUAUACCGAUUGUAUUGCCGCCGGCGAAUGUUAUGGCUGCCUACGUCAAUACAAAUAGCAGCAACAGCACCAGCAGCAGCAACAUCAACAACAACAGUAAUAACAAUAAUUUACAUAGCAACAGUAGCAGCAGCAGCAGCAGCAGUAGUAGCUGCAGCAAUGCAAGCAAUCACAGCAGCAACAACAGUUACAACAACAGCCAGAACAAUCAAGUGCAUACAAUCACCCAACAACAACAGCAGCAGCAACAAAAGCAAGCACAUGAACAAUACCAACAGCAUGCCAAGUCGGUAGCAGCAGCAGCAGCAGCCGCCGCCGCCGCCACCGCCGCAGCAACAACGCCCGGCAUUGCCACCAACUACAAUAACAAUUUGAUAAUAAUCGAACCACAACAGCAGCACCACCAGCUACAUCAACAACAAUCACAAUACAACUAUCAUCACAACAACAAUUACAUUUCCGCUCACUACAGCCCUAGCAACGGCAGCAGCAACACCGCGAAGCAUGCCACACACGCCAUCUACCAUCACCAACAACAGCAGCCAGCCGCCUUUCAUCUGCCCCACUUCACCUGCCAUUCGCCCUACUCGCCCUCCUCUGCAUCCUCAUCUUCGUCCUGCUCGAUCGCCACCUCACCGCCCGUAGCGCUCACCUCAGCCACAUCGACGCUGCCGACCACCUCCACCGUUACCAUACCCACAGCGAUUGCCACCGUGCCAGCGCCACCACCACCAACUGCCUGCGCUGCUGGUGGUUACCUAAAGGCGGCGCCAUCGCAGCUCACGGCAUACGCCAACACCGCGGCUGGCAGCGGCGCCUACGAAUUGACACCGGGUACACCAACUUUGUUGCUCAGCAGCGACUACAAUUCGAAUUGCAUUCCAAUUUUGACAGCAGCGCAGCAACAGCAACACCAACAACUACAACAACAACAACCACCACAGCCGGCGCCUAUGGCCGCCGCCACAGCAGCGCAGUACAUUUACCCGACGCAUCACCAGCAGCAAAGCGCCGCAGCAGUGCAGCAACAUUUGAUGAAGUACGCAGCAGCAGCAGCCGCCGCAGCGCAACAACAACAAUUCCACUAUGCAGCAGCGCCGCAAAUGUUAACUGCCGCCGCGCCACAACAUAUGCUUGCCGCUGCGGUUACAACAGCGGGCACAGCGCCGCAUACACAUGUGCUGAGUGGCGGAGCAGCAACAGCAGCGGGCGCGCCAACUACAACUACACCGCUAGCGGUAGCAACAACAACGGCUGCUGCUGCAGCCACGGCGUUGGGCGGUUGCAUAUGAAAUGCGCAAUUUAACGGAUACAGCAGCGGUAGCGGCAACAGCAACAACUACCAGCAGCAGCAGCAGCUGCAAUAUCAGCACUUGUGGCAACAACAACAGCAAGCACUGCACUACCAAUGGCAGCAGCAACAGCAGCAGCAACAGCAACACAUCAUUAUCAUUGGCAGCAAUGGCAACGCUUAGGUGCGUAAAUGUCUAGCGGCAGCUAAGCGCGCAGCAUAAAAACGCAAGCGCGCGUAAUGGCAUAUAAUUCGCGAAUGGCAUACAACCACAGCACGACGUAAGUUGCUAGCAACAUUUACAAUUUACACUCGAAUAUAUUAGCAUUAAGCACCAAAUGACCAUUUCUAUGAAUGUAACUGAAGGCGAUCGCGCAGCUAAAUUCGCUGGCAACCGCGCGGUGCAUCGGAAAGAGGUUUUAAUUUUCAUAAGUUUUAUGCACUCAACUUGUUAAGUAUUUAAUUUUUAUUGUUUUGUUUUGUUAUUUAAAAAAGAAACCGUUUUAUUAUAUUCUCAUUGUUUAUAAGCAUAUUGAGUCGAUAUCGACUAGCGAUUAAGCAGUACGACAUAACUACUUACGUGCUCUUUUGUGUGAAAGUGUAAAACAUAGUAGGUGAACAAUUUUUGUAUUUGCGAUCUAAUACAAGCAGAGAUAUAUUAAAUAAUAUACACGAAAUACUCCUUUUUUUAAACAGUUUUGCUGUGUUAUUUAUUUACCGACAUCUUUUAUAUAUUUUUUUUUUUAUUUUGGCGAACGAAGCGUUAAUCGAUACUAGAGUGAAUGUUAUGAGCUCAUAAUUUAAAAUUCAAAAAUUAAUUGACGAGUUUUGAAGGAUAUUUAGUUACCGAUCUGGAGGUCCUGCGAAUGCCAUAGUUGAAUGAAGUGUAGGAUAAAUAGCUCUGCGCGAUUUUUAAAAAGUAAAAUGAGUUCGGGUGGUCCUUAAACUAUCAACAUAUAAAUUUUUGUAUAGGACACCACUUAAUUUCUUUAUACGUAUGAAAUAGAAACAUUCCCGCAAAGUUCAAAAUUUUAAAAUAAUGUUUUGGGGGGUCGCUAUCAUUGUCUGGAAAUAUUGAAAUUUAAUAAAUUGGAAAUUUUUUUAUUAUGGAAAAAAAUCAAAAAAGAUACUUUCUGAGCUCAGGAUGGGCCAUACUAACUCUCCCUACACUCUAAAAAAAAAUUGUGUAGACUUUCUAGUUAAAAGGUAGGUUACUGAUUUCCUACCUUAUUAUUCGCGAAAUCACAUGCUCGUGCUGCUGUGGUGUGUGGAAAUUUACUACGAAAGUGUGUAAAAGCUACAAAA
Molecule: messenger RNA, 3095 nt
Organism: Rhagoletis pomonella (apple maggot)
Lineage: Eukaryota; Metazoa; Arthropoda; Insecta; Diptera; Tephritidae
Product: probable serine/threonine-protein kinase cdc7
Exons: 3
Coding region: 367-1791 (474 amino acids)
Molecular function (GO): metal ion binding
Source: RefSeq, a predicted model, not a curated record